AUGUUUUGGAGCACAACAAUCACGGCGUCGUUGAUGGUAGCAGGGGCGUCUGCUGGCGUUGGAAGAAUGGGCGCCAUGGCACCGAGGAGCAUGAUGGAGGCAAGAAUGGAGGAUGACGCUGCUCCAACCCUGCAAGCAAGACAGAGCAACUCGAUCAACUUGACGCCGGACUCGUCGUCGAUGAACCUCACGCAGUGGAAUACGGAAACAUCGGCACUAUGCACAACAGCCCUAUCGCAACUGGCCGUUGCCUCGAACCCAUCGGGAACAGCCGUGUGUUACAAUAUACCAAGUCUGGACACGAACACCGGCACAUUCAUGGCAGACCUGCGCCUGUUCCAGGUGUCCACGCCGUCGGGCGAGUUCUCGAGCGUUCCUCAGCAGAAUAUCCAGGUCGAGCUACAGUACAACGGUGCGACGGUAUCGGCGGUUAAUGUUUCCACAUCAUCAGUGGCACCUCGCGGCCUGGAGGCACGUGCCGUGAACCCAACACCACUUCAGACGUACAUGUUUGUCGGCCAGAUUGACCAGAAGCAGCUCGCUCAGCCCAUGACAAUGGGCGUCCUCGAGGCACUGGUUAUGCCUACGGUAACGCUCAAGGGGGUCAACACGGGCGGCAAUACUGUCGCCACUAAUGUCUCGUCCAAUGAGGCAGCCUUUGUAAAUGGAGUCUUUUCCAAGGAGACCAUCAUGUCGGAUCUGGCCCUUGCUCAACUGGCCGUCAACGAGGUUGUCGCUGGGCUCAAGAACGGGACUGUGGCAUUCAUCCUCCCCGGCGUCAAUAUCCUCAUUUUCCCCGUCGGUUUGGUAGUCACCGGUUUCUGGACUAUAGCAGGUCUCGCAGUCUACGGUUUCGGCACGUUCCAGCGAAUCAGCUACCGGGAGUCAUACAGACAAAGGAAGGCGAGGGCUGGCAAGGGCAUGACUGGAAGGAUAUAG
Neoarthrinium moseri is the source of this 939-nucleotide messenger RNA. RefSeq lists its product as uncharacterized. The record is from RefSeq and is a predicted model, not a curated record. The transcript is spliced from 2 exons. NCBI's taxonomy places the organism in Eukaryota, Fungi, Ascomycota, Sordariomycetes, Amphisphaeriales, Apiosporaceae. The coding region runs from base 1 to 939 and encodes 312 amino acids.